AUGAAGCCAAACACAGAUACGCGCAAACCGUACGGCGGUUCAACGCGUUCUCUUGCAAUCGCACUCGACGUCGGAACAACAUUCAGCGGCGUGUCUUAUGCCAUCCUCGAGCCUGGAGAGGUUCCCAAGAUACACGGAGUCACGCGAUUUCCCGGCCAGGAACAUGUCGCUGGCAACUCAAAAAUCCCCUCUUUAGUUUACUAUGACAAGUAUGGGACUCUCAGAGCGGCUGGGGCAGAAGCAGACGAUGCUUCAAUUACUUCACAGGCUGAAGACGAAGGCUGGAUAAAGGCUGAACUCUUCAAAUUACGUCUGCGACCGAAAGCUAUGAAGCUCAAGAUGAAUGGAAUGCGGUUGAGUCCGCUGCCUCGGCAUAAGACACCAGUGGACAUUUUUGGCGACUUCCUUGCAUAUCUCUUCCGCUGCACGCGCAAUUUCAUUACCGACACCCAUGCAAAUGGUCCUUCACUCUGGCAGGCCGUCGAGGGCAGCAUCGAGUUUGUACUCAGUCACCCAAAUGGCUGGGAAGGCGCACAGCAGACGAAAAUGCGACGAGCUGCCGUUUAUGGAGGCCUCAUUCCCGAUACAGACGAGGGAAAGUCGAGAAUACGAUUUGUAACAGAAGGAGAGGCUAGUUUGCAUUCCUGUGUCUUGAAUGGGUUGGCUGACGACGUCCUUACGAACCCGUCUAAGCAUGGCUUUCUGGUUGCAGACGCUGGUGGUGGCACUCUAGAUAUCAGUUCAUAUGCCAUACGUGGUACUCACCCUUUGGUAAUUGAAGAAGUCGCUCCCCCAGACUGUAUAUUUGCAGGAUCUGUCUUUGUCAGUCGCAGAGCCAGGCAAUUUUUGGAAGAGAAACUCAGUAAUUCCAAGUAUGGCCAACCUGAUUCACUCGAUCAUAUCACCAAACGGUUUGAUGAGACGACAAAGCGACUGUUCCGCGACAAGAAAGACUUGCAGUUCAUUCCGUUUGGCUCGCCUCUUGAUAAGGACUUUGCAGUCGGUAUUAGAGGUGGUCAACUAAAGCUGACUGGUGUUGAGGUAGCCGAACUUUUCGAACCUUCGAUAGAAGCAGCUGUAGCGUCUAUUACAGCGCAAAUACAGGCUUCGGGAGGGAUGAUUAAGUAUGGUUGGUUGGAGGGUUUGCAGCAAGCCCUUGGCUCUUUUCGCAACUUCAGGAACGUCUUUCCCGAUUCCAUGUUACCGUCGAAGGCUGUUGCUGAUGGUGCGAUCGGCUUUUAUUGCGAUCAUCACGUCUCAGCUCGGAUGUCCAAGUAUAUGUAUGGUGUAGAAUAUCUCCGGGAAUUCGACCAAUCCGACGAGGAACACAUUGCAAGGAAGGGCAGGCUUUGCGAGCUUCCAUCAGGUCCUCGCCUGUUACCUGAUGCAUUUGACUGUAUAUUGUCCAGAAGCGUCAAGGUCAAAGAGUCAACAGUAUUUAGCAGAAAAUAUUGCACAGAGCUUACAAAUCUUUCGACCUUGUCUGUAUUCGAGGUCGAAAUAUGGUGUUACAGAGGAGGAGACAUCAUCCCGAAAUGGAUCAUUCGACACGCAGAGGAGUUUUCAACAUUAUGCGUCGUUCGAGCAGAUUUGUCACCGCUUAGUGGAAGUGCUGAGCCAAAACAUGGAAGAGGAGGCAAGACGUAUUGGACAAUUGUAUUUAGUGUUGAGAUUCAUUUCGGUUUGACCGAGUUCAAAGCUCGAAUCAAAUGGAAUGACAACGGUAGAACCAAAUAUGGUCCGGCAUCAAUUGUUUACAGCGAGAGUGGUCACCGAGCAGAUGAAGACGAGCCAGACAGCUGUCCAGAGGACGACUAUGUCAGUUCUUCCCGUUCUGCUUCUGUGCCAGCGUCUCGCGCAAGAUCGCGAGAUUCCUUGGUAUCAGGUAGCAAGACACCAUCUGCUGUCGGUUCUAGACAAGAAGCAUUCUUGGAAGUUCCUACUGAGCGGAGCAUGUCUAAAUUGUCCCCUCCCAAAGCCACAUCCCCUUUGAAACCACCACCUGUACCUCCCAUUGUUACCGAUAUGGACCGCGAGAGACGUGGGAGAGAGAGCGACGGUCACAGAGACAAAGGGAAAGUCAAAGAGAGACCUAGGGAGAAGGAAAAGCCGUCCAAGAGUUCGAGUAAAGCUACAACACCCUCUGAGCUCACGGAUUCAUCUACUGGCAAGAGCUCAGGCAAACUUGCGGAGACUUUGAGUUCAGUAUGGGGUUCGAAUUCCAAAGCGGCUACCCCAGCUGUAUCUCCCAAAGUAGAAAAAUCGAGAUCGAUUGGUGCGGCGACACCUAAGAUCGAGACGCCCAGGGUUGCAACACCCAAAAUUGCAACACCCAAGAUCGAGACACCGAAACCUGAACCAUCACCUAUCGCUGAAACACCGUUCGAGAGACGACCCCCGCUGGAGGUCAGAUUUGCAGAUACCCCUAUUAUCAACGAACCUGUACUACAUCCUGAGCCGCAAGAACCUGCGCCAGCACCGGAGGUGGAGGCUGUGCUAGCUGUCGCGCCAGACGCUCCAAUAGACUUUGAACAAAAUGUUGCUCUAGAAGAAAGUCUUGUACCGUCAAGCUAUUCUGCCGAGACUGAAACUCAUAUGCACUCGUGGAACGGAGCUCCAGCAGGCGGGGCGGACACUUUUGUGUCGGGUGAGUGGGGCUUCGAGAAUACGCAAAACUAUGUAGAGGAUCCCUCUAUGACUGGAAACGGUGCAGCCGAUGAUUGGAUGAAGGGAUCCGAUCCAGCUGCGGACAUAACUGGAUACGGCGAUGGUCUUGCAACUACUACGGCUGGCGCCGAAGCACCAGUCGGGGACCCAGAACAAUCAUGGGGCGAAGGAGCUCCACAGCAAUCAACUGAGCCUCUUGUGGAUGCUUGGACUGAGCAGACGCCAGUACCCGGUGCAUUUGAUCAUUUCGCUCCGUCUUCUGAGCAUCCAGCUGAGACUGCUCCAGAAAAUACUCAAACCCCCGAGAAUACAGCUGGUGAAAACCCAGAAACGCCUGCAGAUAGUACUCCUGCAGAUGCACCGGUCGAGCCUCCUGCCCAAUCGGACGCACCGCUUGAACCGAACGCCACUGAGACGCAGGAUUUGCUUGGUGACCUCGCACCUCCGGAACAUAUAGUUGAAGGAGCAGGUGAUGCUGGAGGGUCCUCUGAAAAUGUGGAUUCUGCUGCUGCUGGUGAUACUAUGGAUACGGAAGGUCCUGCUGGCAUUCUUGACAAUGUAUUGUCAGAGGCAAAAGCUGGUCUUGAGUCGGAGUCUGCUCCCACACCAUCGGUUCCUGCAUCGCCAAAACCCGAAGACCCACCUGCCGUUGCAGAUGAAACUCCCGCCGCCGCUGAAGAAACCACCGCUACGGAAGAAAAUAAAACUGUAGGCAAGAAGAACCGCAAGAAAAAGAAAAAGUAG
Messenger RNA from Serpula lacrymans var. lacrymans S7.9, 3411 nucleotides. RefSeq lists its product as uncharacterized. Bases 1 to 3411 code for a protein of 1136 amino acids. The record is from RefSeq and is a predicted model, not a curated record. Lineage: Eukaryota; Fungi; Basidiomycota; Agaricomycetes; Boletales; Serpulaceae. The transcript is spliced from 13 exons.